AUGCUGCCGCCCGCCCACCCGCCCGCCCUGCCCCACACACGGCAGGCCAGGAUCUCACGCUGGGGUGGCCAGCAGCUGGGGAUUGCGCUGCUGCCAGCCCCAGGUGGGGCGGCUCAGUGGGAUCUGCCCACGUUUAAGGGGAGAAGAAAAGAUUUUACUGAAGAAGUAAGAAAUCUUUUGCUGGAGGAAAUUACAUGGUUAAAUCCUGAGUUUUCUUUGAGGAAAUAUUUUCCAUUGCUUCUUAAAAAAAAAGCUGAGCACCAAGUACUCUCUGAAUGUCAUUGUAAACAAGAAAAUCCACAACUAGAGCCUGAUGUCAAUCUAAAGGAAACCAAAAGGAAACGAGUGGAAACCAAAAAUCAUAAAUCAAAAAGAAGGAAACCAAAUGAGUAUUCAGAAAAUCCAGAAAAUAUAAAUGGAAAACCAAAAGAACUGGAAAAAACACAUAACUACACUGGGAUAAAGCUAGAUUCUUCCAAAAGUCUGUAUUCUAAAACACGCAGGAAGACACAAACUGCUGUGAGUACAUGUGAAGUGGAAAGUGAAGCAGUAGAAGAUUCUGAUGUUCUGAUAAUAGAUGAUGACAAAGCAUCUACAUCAGAAAUAUCUUCUGUUCCUGAUUCUGGAACUGAAGACAUGCUUUGGACAGAAAAGUAUCAACCUCAGAACUCCAGUGAACUCAUAGGCAAUGAACUUGCUAUAAUAAAGUUACAUAGGUUGGUAAAAUUGAGAUAUAGUUAA
Myotis lucifugus (little brown bat) is the source of this 741-nucleotide messenger RNA. RefSeq names its product ATPase family AAA domain-containing protein 5-like. NCBI's taxonomy places the organism in Eukaryota, Metazoa, Chordata, Mammalia, Chiroptera, Vespertilionidae. The coding region runs from base 1 to 741 and encodes 246 amino acids. Gene Ontology annotation, cellular component: nucleus. The record is from RefSeq and is a predicted model, not a curated record. Gene Ontology annotation, molecular function: DNA binding; DNA clamp unloader activity. The transcript has 4 exons.